AUGUCCCGCUCAGAAGUCAACGUCGAAGACAUCACUCCAGGAAUGGUCAUCUAUGCAGCUCCCGGACCUCUCAUUGUCGAGGACGUCUUGACAACACAAAGCUUAUCAAAACAACGUAAAGACAAGCACCCGCUCCUUGUCCUUUCUGUCAAUGCACCAGCACAGUCCAUAACAGUCACCUACAUUGCAAGUUUCAAAGGUGCUACCGAUCUAGCUUCAGUAAACAUGAGAGGUGGAUCAUCGGCAAAGAAACUGUUCGUGCCCAUCCUUCCAGCUAUAAAGGAGUACGACCAUGAUCCCGUAAGCUGGGAGAGCCAUCCGAAGCCUAUCCCAGCCGGGUGGGUAUCAAUCCGUAACAAGACCACCUUUACGGGUGAGAAGUUCACAACCUUCAAUGAUGAGAAGUACUUCUCGGCAGAAACAGCAAGCAUUAUCGACGCCCUCAUCACGACUUUGGCAUAA
This is a messenger RNA of Psilocybe cubensis, 462 nucleotides long. RefSeq lists its product as uncharacterized. NCBI's taxonomy places the organism in Eukaryota, Fungi, Basidiomycota, Agaricomycetes, Agaricales, Agrocybaceae. Bases 1 to 462 code for a protein of 153 amino acids. The transcript is spliced from 2 exons. The record is from RefSeq and is a predicted model, not a curated record.